Molecule: messenger RNA, 1779 nt
Organism: Ahaetulla prasina
Lineage: Eukaryota; Metazoa; Chordata; Lepidosauria; Squamata; Colubridae
Gene: ERICH6B
Product: glutamate rich 6B
Exons: 13
Coding region: 1-1779 (592 amino acids)
Source: RefSeq, a predicted model, not a curated record
AUGUCGAAGACCCCAAACCCCACAAAAACUGGUAGCAAAAAAACAUUGCCUUCAGAAGCAUCCCCAGAUCCAGCACCCAAGCCAGAGAGUAGUAAGCUUUCCAGCUCUCUUCUCACAGUGGAAAAUGUCAAAAAACAUCAGGAGGAGGCCCCUGUGGCUAAAUCGGAUCUUGCUCAGUGGUCAAUAGAAACAUAUAUUGAAGAAAGUAACCGCUUUUUGAAUGAGAGUGGCACCAAGACGGAGGGGAGCAGGGAGCAGGCGGUAUCAAAUGAAGAGGAAUCAAGAGUUCUUCGUGAAGGUUACCCAGAAAACGCUGAUCAAACUUUAGGAAAAGAUUUCCAGACAAGACCUCUGUCAGCUCCAGUUCCUGAAAUUCAGCCACCCAAAAAACGGGAAGUUGCUGAUUUGGAGACUCAGACUGAAUGGAGCUACUCGGUCAGCUCUGAAGACUCCAGUGAGCUGAAAAUAGAGACGAAGGAGCAGAGAAGUACAGACGGAAAAGACAAAAGUGAGACCACAGAAGGCACAGAAAUAUUGCAUCAUGCAGGAGAGGAAGGAACAUCUGAGACCGAGCUGGAGACUGGUAUGCUAUGUUCUACGAGUAGUUCUCGACUUACGGCCACAAUUGAGCCCAAAGUAUCCCAUCCGGUCAGUGAUCUGUGCCUGAUGGGUCGCUGUGAGUUUUGCACCUCCCUCCUGAAGCCUUUACCGUCCCCAGAGGAACUGGAGGAGAAACCAGAGAAGAUGGAGCACUUUCUGUGUUGCAGGACCUACAAAGAGGUUUUCCAGUGUGUGAUACAGGAGCUGAUGGAGAGGCCAGGCAGCGAAAUCGACAUCCGUCCUCAUGCCCGACUGUCCCUUACAACGAUGGAGAACAACACUAAAAGGAUGAUAAUAGAAGAGUUACAGGAGCGAGGCUUUGAGCGAUACAGAGAGAUAUUUAUGCAAUACAUAAGAUUUGGCCCAUGCAUUAAAAUUCAUUUCAAAUUAUCAGACUACCCACCCAAACCAGAAACUACAAUCCUAAAGAAACGGUAUCCAGAACCCAAAGAGCUACUGGAGAUUGACUUGGAAUUCAAAGCUGAGCAAUUAAAGCUUUGCCACCCUUUCGAGCCUGUGAAAAGAUACUAUCACGAUGGAAAUAUAUUCUUCCUUCUUUUUCCGGAUGGAACGGGCCAAGUCUAUUACCCGUCAGGCCGCCUUGCCCUCCUCAUUACUUACGUGAGGGAGACCCAGUUCACCUACAGCAUCCUCGGGGACAGAAAGGACCAGGAACUUCUGGCCUUCUUCACCAACCAGGGCCACGCAGCGCACUACCAGCACAAAGAAAAGCUCAGGUUGCACCUGGACCUUUGCAACGGUUCCGUCUUUGACAAGAAAGGACAGCGGCAGAAGUUCUGGAACUGGUGGGGCACCGAGGGCCACGUUCACGCACCUCCUUUCCAGCCCAUCUGUCUUCAACUCAACGUUUAUAUCCAGGUUAAAAUUAAAGCCCAGGAUCAGGUUUUCUUCACAUUUACAAAGCUUCAUGAUUGUCUCCACCUCAACGUUGGCGCGCGGCUGAAAUUGAAGGAUCCAGACAUGCUUUGGGUCCUUCAGCAAUAUGGAACCAGGAAGCACCUGGUAAGUCCUUCCAUGCUGGAGAAGAUCAGCAGAAUCUUGACCAACGUGAAGAACGUAUUAAAGAACCUGGACUCUGAUUCCUCAAAAGAAGCUGCUGACCUGCAUCAGGUAUUGAAGGUGUACGAAAGAAUGCACCAAAGACACAACAAGAAGUAG